GAUUUAAUUAACAAAUCAAAUGUUCCAACGUUUUUGUUUGGUUUUAUUGAGACGUUAAUUAUGAAUCUCAAUAAAAAAAAGGCUUAAUCAUUAAGUGUAAAAAUUGGUUAACUUUAUUGUUUCUGUGCAAUUUCAAGUAAUAGCCAACGAUGUUAUCACUAAUUGUGCCAAUUGUUUUGCUCCUAAAUAUUGAUAGUAACAAUUUAAUUCAAGGUUAUUUACUUGACUUUCCAAUGGACUCAAUUCAACCAAUCAACGAAAAUGUUUCAAUCUUAUCAACCUUAUCUGAUCUGUCAACACAAGAAACGUGGACAAUCAAGGAGACCUUAAUUGUUAAGCCGAAAGUUCAUGGAAAGAUUGAAAUUACUCAUAAAAACUACCAAAUUCAAGUUUUUUAUCAUGAAAAUGAUGAUCAGAUCAGAUUAGUUUUCCAUGAUAAUGAAUGUUACGAACUGAAAUAUACACCAAAUGGAUGGAGCUCAAUGAUUCCAACGGUAACAAACCCGCUUCUCAAUAUGGCCUUACUUAUGGGUCCAUCUUUUUACUAUCGUAUUGUGGGUCGGACCAAUGAGUAUCGAUCUGAAUCAAAUGUUUAUCUUCGAGGAAAAGAGAUGAAGAGUAUUCAGCUAAAGGCUCACGAAGAUUUUCAAGUUUCGUUUAUUUUUCCAGUCGAAAUGGAUUCAUUGGUUGGUAUAAGAGAACCUAUGAGACUUAAACUUGUUUCAUCUCCUCAUGAUUCUGAGACAUUAUUUUACGAUAUUUUUGAUACGAAAAGAUUGUCAUCCAAUUUUGAUGAAUCCUUAGUAACUCCAACUCUUGGUAUUGGAUGUCCAAGGUAUCUUGAACUAAAUCAGCCGUUUCCCAAACUUGACACCGAUCGAUUUCAUGUUAAUCUAGUUGAGACGAUUAAAAGCUCAAAUUCAAACUAUUUUGUUGAUCCUGCGAAUGGAAUAUCUCGUAUAUCUAGUAACGGGCAAGUUCUUAUGAAACAAGAUAAUUCUCAAUCGAAAAUCAUAGCUGAUUAUAAUCUCGGUGUUAAAUAUAAUCUGAAGGCCGGUAAAUGUACAAUGUUGCCGAUAGAAAAUUCUAUUACAGCGAUAAACGAUUGUGAUGAUGAUAUACUCACUCUUAAUCCGAUCACGAUGGAUAUUGAUGAUUUUAAAUAUGUUGGAAAAAUUAAUUACGAACAUCGCUUCGAACUAGUUGAUGUUUGGGAAUCAACGAAAUUAUACAAUAAUGAUACGAAAUAUAAUAAGAUUGUCACCACUCAGUUCAUGGCGAAAAACUCCAAUAACAGUGAUUUAGAUUGGGAUUAUUUACCAAUCGCUGCAGAGAGAAAGUUUUACAAAUAUCAUUUGUCUAAAUAUAUUCUGAGUGAAUCAAGGAGACGUGAUUUCUUUGACUAUGAUAAAGUUAAUCAUGAUGAGACUGAUUAUCGUGAAUCAUUUCAAAUCACUGAUUGUUAUGAUAGUCCUGAUGAUAAAAUGUAUUUAAAGUUACAUAUUGAAAGUUCAGAUUUAAAUUACACGGAAAGUCUUAAUUACGCUGCUGGAAACAUAUACUUGGUUCGAGAAACAAUUAAGCUUUUGAUUUCUUCCAGUUUAAAAUUGUCUUACAUUAGGAUAACAAAUGUCGAUAUUGAACUCGAAUCAAGUUACAUUGUCGCUCAUGUCGAGAUAAUCGAAGCGCCUGACUUAAUAAGGGCAUUAGUUCAAUUCGAUAAGAAAUUUACAAUCGAAUCAUUCGAAAGUUAUGAUAAAAUCCUUGCUAAGGAUCCAUAUGAAUGCUUGAAAGUGCUGGGAACUAGAAAAUCAUCUUAUGUAAUCAAUUGUAUGGGCUACGACAAUUUAUGUGUAUCUGUAGCCGUUGAUCAACAGUUACCCAUUUCGGAUAUAAACUCUGGUUCUUAUUGUCAAGUUUACGUAAAUGGAAAGGACAAAUUACGAAAAUUGGUACAAGAAUUGUCACUGGAACAAUUACCUACUCGGUUAACCCAAUUAAUUGGAAUAAAUUUCGAGAUUCCUUGUGACGAUUGUUUUAUUCAAUUUGGGUUCAAGAUCACUAAUGUUGUCCAAGAUUCUCCUCCUCUCGACACUCAAGAGACUCGAGUUUUAUUCAAGGAUGUGGAAAAUGGAGCUAAGAUUGAUCCUUCUAUCGGAGAGUCGAUUGUAGGCAUUAGAAACUUUGGUGAUUGUUAUCGAGUUUGUCUUACCUCAUCGAAAGGUUCGACUUGUGAAACAUUCUCGUUUUGUGCUUCACUUAAUAAUCAAGAUAGUAAACAAUUGGUAGAAUGUCGAGUAUCUGAGAAAACUUAUGGAUCAUUGGCGAAUAGUGGUACAGUUCGCGAUAACUCUUGUAAUAUUUAUGGAAAAAAUAAUUUACUCGAUUAUCAUAAAUUACCAUCGGUAAAGUUUAUUAGUUCUGGAGGAGAGAAGGACCAAAGAUUGAGUGUUCGAACAGUAGAUGAAUGUGCUCAAGCUUGUGUAGAAUCAAAUGAAAACUGUUAUUCAUUUGAGAUUUGUGAUUCUCGAUAUUGUUCAUUUGGUGGACAUUAUACAACAUCCAAGACAAUAUCAGAUAAAUUCUGUGAUAUUUAUAUUCCAAAAAAGAUUCAUCAUUUUGUAAGAAACAAUUAUAAAACUGUUACAUCAAUAAUUCAUUCCGAAGUUGAUUUAACUCUUGACCAAUGUGCUUCUUUGUGUUUUUCAAUGAGACAAAACGAUGAACAUAACAAUAAGAAAGAUGGAUGUAAUUCAUUUAAUUACUGUCCAAAAGGUGAAUCUAUCAGUAAAUGUGAAUUAUCAAUUGAAACAAUUUCUGCAUCAAAUGUAAAUCAAGUCUUAUUAUCAGAUGAUUGUUCAAAUUAUCAAUUGAUGGAAACAAUUAAGCAGCAAUCAACAUCAACAUCAUCACCAAAACUGCCUAAAAAAUCCAUUUCUGGUAUCGGUAUUAUUAUUUUUUUCGUCAUCAUUGGCUUGACCAUGGGACUGGUCAGUACCUUGGCUCACAAUUACCUCCAGAAGAAACGAAAUCAAAUCAAUGAAAAUCAACAAAAUGUGAUUGACGCAACUUAAUUUCCUUUACAUCACUUAACUCUCUCCUCUUUUAUAAUAAUCAUUUGAUUGCCACUACUAUUUAUUAUUAGAUAAUAAACUUUGAUCAAUUCUAAGUCUUGUUAA
Molecule: messenger RNA, 3179 nt
Organism: Panonychus citri (citrus red mite)
Lineage: Eukaryota; Metazoa; Arthropoda; Arachnida; Trombidiformes; Tetranychidae
Exons: 15
Coding region: 150-3074 (974 amino acids)
Source: RefSeq, a predicted model, not a curated record